CGAUCAUCAAUAAUUCUCCAUUGAACAAAAACCCUAGAAAUGCUAGCACUUCGCAAGCUCUCGACCCUAAAAUCAUCAAGAUUUCUCUCUUCUUUCGCUAUCCAAAACCCUAUUUCAAGCUCCUCAACGGUCCCAGACGUUCCCAGUUGCACUUACUACGACGAGCGCAUCAACAAAGCUGGUCGUGAAGGAGAUUUCGCCACUGUCCACCACCUUCUUAACAAGCGGGCGCGCGAUGGCUUUUUCAACACUAACAAUACGUUCAAGUUCAUUUCCACCAAUAAUGUGUCCAUACUCGAUGAUCUAUUGGAAACUAUAGCUCGGUUAGAUUGUGGUUUCCCGAGAAAGAGCUCCUACGACUGUCUCAUCGCACGUCUCUCGAAGAUGCACUGCAUUUCGGAGGCCAUGUGCGUUGCCGAAGCCAUGUUGAGCAAAGAACACGAAGCGAACAAUGUCACGUUUCAUCCCAUAAUUAAUGCUCUCACGAAGAAGGAGGAAUUCGAAGAAGCUUGGCGCGUGGUGGCGGUGAUGAAAUCCUGCCGAAUUUCUCCCGAUUUGACGACGUAUAAUUUUCUGCUGACAGGUUAUUGUUUUGCCGGAAAUGUGGCAUCGGCUGCUGGUGUCUUAGCAAAGAUAGAGGAGGAAGAGCUGGGGGUGGAUACCAGGACUUACGACGCCCUGGUUUUAGGUGCAUGUAGAGCAGGCAAAUUGGAUGCGGCGUUGGCAGUGGUUAGGAGGAUGGUAGAUGAUGGAGUUUCGCCAUUGUAUUGCACACACGCCCACAUUAUCGGAGCGUUUCUGAAGUACAACUAUUAUGAACAGGCAGUAGAGUUUGUUAGGAGCUAUGCAGGGAGAGACGCGAAAUUGGAUGCGGAAAAUUUCGGAAUACUGGCAACCAGAUCGAUCACUCGGAGUAAAUUGGAGGAAGCUAAAGAACUGGUUAAAGAGAUGAGUGAAAGGAGAUUGGCAAUGGGUCCGAGAUUGAAAGAUUUCUAUGAAUUGUAUGUUAGAUCUGACGGAUUGAGAUAAUUAUUAAGUAUGAAUGCAGCAUUUUUGAAAUGUAAGGACUUGGUGUUGUUGGAUGUUAGUUAAAAAGAAAAUUCAUCGAGUAUUCUUUAAUCGUGAAAAUUCAUCGCCUUUCAUCUAGAAUUAAUUACUGGAUUGAUUUGUCCAAGUUUAAGAUCUUUCUGGAAUGGACAAUUAUUAAAGAACAAUGUGGCUACAAACACAUUCAGAAAAAAAAUGAUCCAGGAAGAGCAUAGGGAAUGCCAAAAGCAUACAAUGGCAGAAAAGGUUUUGCUCUGACUAACUUUGAAGUGAGAAGAUCUGAGAACUUGAGGCAGCAACAAAUAAUAGAGUUGGAAAAGGGAAAUAUCUACUCAAAGGAUGUUGUCGAAGGUCUAUCAGAGCUUGAAAGAUCGAAACUUAUGUCUGCAAGCCCUGGACUUGUAGUUGCAUCCUGAAGGACAAUCAAUGAAGUUCACUUAGUUGCUUGUAAAUUGUUGCGUGAUAACUUGUCAUUUUGUAAGGUCAUUGCAUGCUGGCAAGGAAUUGACAACAUGGUUUUCAUCUUUUAGGCUAAAAACUGAUGCUGUAAUUAGCCUCUUUCCUGUUGUAUUGUUGCUGCGGCUGAAGCACCGAAGCUUGGCAGGAUUCUAUCACAUGGUGGGCACAUUACUGGAUAAAAUAGCAACUAACAAGCUGGGACGGUGUCAGGCACCAUAAAAGAACUCUGUUUCCUUUGUACCAGCAGCUAACUAGUACUCUACUUCUCAGUAGCUGCUGGAUACUCGUGGAUUUUGGAGCCUCAGUUAGCGAAUAUCUAAGAAAGACUUUAUUAAUUUUUCCAUUAUUGCAGUAUGUUAAGUGCUCCUAGAUUAUCAUCAUAAUGUAGUUUGUAUACGGAAUCUGUAUAUUUCAAGACUAGAUAUCAAAUUUGUUGAUUGUCAGUGAUCGCACUGAAUUAAUUA
Molecule: messenger RNA, 1970 nt
Organism: Solanum dulcamara
Lineage: Eukaryota; Viridiplantae; Streptophyta; Magnoliopsida; Solanales; Solanaceae
Product: pentatricopeptide repeat-containing protein At3g56030, mitochondrial
Exons: 4
Coding region: 40-1029 (329 amino acids)
Biological process (GO): RNA splicing
Molecular function (GO): protein binding
Source: RefSeq, a predicted model, not a curated record